AUUACUCCCAUACUUUCACAUUAAGCUGACGGGGCUGUUAACAAUAUGUCUUUAUCUGCCUGAAGCUUUUCUCUAGUUAACUUGCCGUUCAACUUAGGCUUGCUUGCCGCUUGCUAUCGGCCACCACGUAUCACUAUGCGUUCUGGACUGCCUGGCUGCACGCUUACCUCUGGCUUACCAGCCAACCUCGCGCCCUUACCUUCAACAUCGGCGGCCAUUUUCCGCCCACCGUCUGGUCCUGCGAUUCCACCGCCUUGCCGCAGUCCAACUGGGCUAAGAGCUGACGGGCCAAUGGCUGGCGGUCUCGCAGCAUGCAGCAUGACGGUGCUAGCCUCACCACUGCUGCCAUUGUCAGCCUCUGCUGGCACCGAUGGUAGCUGCGCUGCCCAGAGCCUUCGGGGCGGUGGCGAUAAAGCACGGUUUGUCGGGCAGGGCGCCAGGCCUGCCGAAGAGUACCACGAAAACGACUUUGACUGGGAGGAACAUGCGCAAGCUGUACGACACAUUGUGGAGGCACAGCAAGCGCAGGCGCUUGCCGUACAGCCAGCAGCACAGUCAACCCUUCAGAGCCAGUCUCCGGCACACAAGCAGCAUCAACAGGGGCAGACGUUGCAAGGGCAGUACUCCCAGCUGCUGCCUCAGGUGCAAGGGUUCUCGGCGCAUGGGAGCGCUCAGCAAGGGCGGGGCCUGCCCGUGGAUUGCGACCAGAACCCCAGUUGCAGCAGCGCCGGACGGGGGGACGUAGCUGCAAAGGACGGCGCCGCUGUCAGCGGUAGCACUAGCGCUUCUGGCAGAGCCCACGUGGAUAGCACAGCCCUGCCUAGCUGCGACCAGUUGUCUUUGGGUCCUCCGGAGUCCCAAUUCCAGGGAACAACAAUGACGACAGCAGCAGCAUGCCAAGGCGCAACAGCACACGAUCAGAAACAGCAAAAGGAGCAACAACCCAAUCUCCAUCUAGGGGCUCAGCGACAGUUGGUGCUGCAACAGCAGCAGCAGGAGCGGCGGCACCCAGAACCAUCGGCAACGACGACCCAUGGGUCAUAUGAAGGCUCCAAAUGGGAGGAGUUUUACCGCUCGCAUCCUUCUGCGCGCUUCUUCAAGGAGCGACGCUACCUGUUGCUCGAGUUCCCGCAGCUGCUGGGGCCCGAUGUACGGCACGUGGCCGAGAUUGGGUGCGGCUGCGGCUCCUCCAUACUGCCCGUGCUGAAAGGAAACGCCGCGGCUCGAACCACGUGCACGGACAUCUCAACCACGUGUUUAGACCAGCUCCUAGCCGCAGCAGCAUCGGAGGGCAUCGCUCCAGAGCGGCUCUCCGUCUUCCCGGCCGACGCAACCGAUCCCGCAGCCGCACCCGCUUUCGAGGGCGUCAAUGCGGACGCGCUGCUCAUCAUGUUUACGCUGUCUGCGGUGCCGCCGGCACAGCAGCACGUGAUGCUGAGUCAUGCAUGGCGGGCGCUGGCACCUGGGGGGCGGCUGAUGAUACGGGAUCACGGACUGUACGACAUGGUUCAGUUGCGGAUCCCGGCUGACCAAUGGGUCGGUCCGAACCUCUAUAAACGCGGCGAUGGCACCAUGGCCUACUUCUUCAGCACAGAGGACCUGACGCAGCGGUCAGCGGCUGCGGGGUUCACCGUCUCGGAGUGCCGGUACGUCACCGUCUUCAACCGCAACCGCAAGACGGGGCAGCAGCUGCGACGGGUCUUCGUGCACGGCGUGUUUGUGAAACCGCACGUGAGUGAAUGAGUGAGCCGGGCUGUAGGGUCGCUGCAGGAUGUGGUGGAGGUUAAGAUAGUUAUCACCGUUGUGUGACGACAACGGAAUCCAACGGUCUGCGAGUUCGGGAUCCCGCCGGAGGCUGGGUCUGCUGGGGCAAUACCCAACAGAGGGAGCUAAGAAUGGGAGGGCGAGGUGCGCGGAGGGACGACUCGUGGGUUGUUACUGUUACCAGACCAUUGCAGGUAGACGGACAACCCCUGAUUGCACAUACCUUGUGCGUAUGUUCGUAUGUUGCGCGCGAAUGCGUUUUCGGUGGACCACAUAUAUACGGUGUGCGGCUGCUACGUUGUACGGAUAUUAGACGUCAGUUGUCUUAUUGGAAGUGUGUUCCGCGUUGGCACAAUGGCCUCGGAAUCCUUUUGGUGCACGGUCGCGUACAGUCGGCACAGUAUGGAAACAUACGGUCUUCCAACGGCGGUGCCUGUGAUUUGGGUUGCUGCUGUAGCGUGAGGGGAUGAUAAUAUGCCGUACGUACUCUAUUUUGUUGACGGAUUGGUUUGGCGAAAGCAUGGAAUGCUUCACUAGGUGUUUUGACUGUACUGCAUUUGGGUAGAGUGCAUUGCCUGCAACGGGACGUGGAUAGGCAUGAUCGGUUCGAUGCGGCCUGGGAAAGGCUGUGCGCUUGCAUCUUUCGCUUGGACUCUUCUCCUCGUGCGCCGAUUGAGCGGACAUGGGCAUGCAGGCGUCGCAAGACGCGAAGGGAUUCCGAGGCUUCGUAGGUGAGGGGUAGCCUGCUACUUUCUUCUUUAGGACAGGUAUACGGAGCUUUUUGGGUUUGCAGCUUGUUGAUUGCUUGGAAUGACCUUGUGGUAUUGCAUGUCCUUAGUUUGUGACUCCACUUGUGUAUGGAGGUGGGGUGCUUACCUGCGCACGUCUCGCUCUUGGCCUUGUUGUGCCAAUCACCAAACUCUCGGCUGAGGUCAUGUGUAGAGUAGCAAGGCCUGUUUGGUAAUCGCCUUUGUGGACAGGAUGGGAGGAAUUUCCUCCCCUCUGUGCUAGUCGCAGACAGGCUGCACAGGACUGCUGACUGCAGGUUCAACAUGCCGACCGACAUGUACGACGUACGCCUUGGUGGCUUGCCGUCUUGCUCGUGGCUUCGUGGAUUCCGAUUACGCAUGCUUUCCAACAUCUUCUUCUACACGUUGCAAAGCUGCCCUGUCGAUGCGAGUACUGCGGGACGGUUAGCUCCGUGGUUGGUCGUAAUGCAAUACAUUGCAGGUUUAAAUGGCGAAUAGUACUGUGCUCACAACAACUCUUUCAUGCCGAGGCUCGCUGUAAAACACUGAAUAGCUUCGGCCACUCUUUCGUUAACACCCGUACCGGUGCCCUGUGUACUCUACUUGGUAUCAACGCCCAAACUUAGACAAGAUUGUUCUCGGAUCAAAUAAUUAGGAUAUGGCUACGUAAUUGUUAUUGGCCAGUGUUUGACCAGCUCCUUCACUAGAAUUCAGUAUCCAAAAUCGCGACUUUGGUGGCGUAACGUCAGCUUAAGUCUAACCUAGGGGCAGAAAGCCCCGCCUUAGAGAGCAGGGCGUCGAUUGGGCGUGCUCUCACGGAAUGGCACUGAUUACCAGCGCUCAGGCCUUCUCGGGCGCCCUUUCGGAUUUGCAAACCUUGUUUGGCACCCUGAAAAAGUAUGAAGCCACCUUUUCAGCGGAGGCAAAACAGCUCUUUCAGAGCACAAUUAUAUCGGCAGAUCAAGCUCUAAAGGAGCUUGAGAGCUUGCCACCAGCCGAUGAUACGUCGAUUGCUGGCUACCUGGCAACAGGUAACAAGACAAUGAGCCUGCGGGCUGUGCUGCAGCAAGUGCAGCAGGCCGUGUCAAACUUCACGUCGGGAGCAAUUCCUGUUCCCCGGAGCUCAAAGGAGGAGCUCUCGCGGGUCCACGGUCUAAUCCUCAACAUAAAGUUCGCUCUGUCGUCGGAGCAGCAGCUCUUGAUUACGCAGCUGCGGAAGUUGUGCAUAGAGGUUGAGACCCAGAAGCAGGACUUCGACGUGAUCGAGACACACCUUGAUAACACCAUGCGCAACGUACUGCAGCAAGUGCAUGGCAAGGCGACGCUCGACUCGGAGGUCCUGCAAACGGAGAUGGAGCGCUUGCAGGGGGUCAUGCUGGCCGCACGCGCGGCGGGCGUCAAGCAGCUAGAGGACAUCCUGGCCCUUGCCAUGAACAGCCUGCAGCGCCUGCACGUGUGCGAUGCGGAGAGCGACGAUGACGAGGAGGAUGGCAUUAGCGGCGGCGGGGCGGCUCUGGGCGGCGAUGACUUUGAUGACGAUGACGACGAUGACCCCUUCUUCAUGCCCAUGCCCGGGGCGAUCAAAUGGGCGGAGGCCUCCAAGUUCAUGGAACUCGCCAAGCCGCUGGCGCCGGAGCAGCCCGCGGACAAGCAGUUCAUGAUCGUCAUGGAGGACGGCCCGGAGGAGGAGGGUAACCGGGUGCCGGCGGCUUUCGCAGCGGAUAUGUUCCAAGCGCCCAGCGUCAGCACAACAGCAGAGUCGUCACCCAACGCCAUGCAGCAGCUGACGCUUGAGGACGCCGCGCAGCCCUCUGGGCAGGAGCCCGCGGCGCCGGCAGCGUCAACCGCGGAGCCGGCGGAGGAGGAGGCGGAGGAGAGCACAGCCGCGGCGAGUGCGGAGGUUGUGGGCGCGGCUGCAGCGGCUGAAGUGGUGGAGGCAGCGGAAGCAGUUCAGGAAGCGGCCGUAGCUGGCGGUGUGGUGGCGGAGGAGGCGGUUGCAGACAGCGCUGCAGCUGCGGUUGCGCCCGUUGAGGAAGAGGUGGCAGGGACGCCAGCGGAGGCGGAGCUUCAAGAAGCAGUUACGGAGCCGGCGGAGGGGGCGCCGACUGCCGCCGAGGCGUCUGCUGCUGCGCAAGCGUCCGUUGCCGAAGCUACUGCGGAGCCUUCGGUUACGUCGCCACGGCCACGUCCAGCUGCAGGGGCAUCAGCCCCACCGCCCGUUGCCGCCCCGGAGACCACAGCAGCAGCAACAGCACCUCCCGCCGCCGCUCCCAGACCGGGGGCGCCCGCACCCGGGCAGGCGGCCGCUGGGGGCACUCCGGAGACCGCCAACCCGGAGAAGCUUACGGAUUUCGUCAACUUCCUCAACGGCGAGAACCCCGGGGCCUGCAUGUUCCAUGCGCAGAUGCGGCUCUCGCCCGAAGGCUGCACCAAGCUGGCAAACUUCCUGCGCAGCAGCGCGCGUGUGCGCGCCCUGUCGCUCUCGCACAACUACCUAGGGGAUGCGGGCCUGCGCCUCAUAUGCGAGGGCCUGCGUGAAAACAGGUCCGUCACCGCGCUCGACCUGCCGGACAACAACAUCACGGACAUCGGCGCCGCCAUCCUGGCGGAGGCCAUCAAGGACAACCCCAGCCUCACGCAACUGCAACUGGCGUAUAACAAGAUCGGGGACCAGGGUGCCAUCGCACUCGCGCAGGUCAUCCGCACAAGCCACAGCCUCAAAAAGCUGGGCCUGGCGUUCAACAACAUCGGCAAGGUGGGCUGCCAGGCGCUCACCGCCGCCAUCUCCAGCAACCAGUCCCUCAAGCACAUGCAGCUGCUGCCGGGGAACCCCGUGGAGGAGAAGGACGCCAAGGCACUUGCCAAGGCACUUAAGCGCAACAACAAGUUCAGCAUCAAGCAGCUGCUGGGCUUGAAGGGCGACGCGUAAGGCCCCGGCAGGGACGCUGCGGUUUGUGAGCUGAACAUGGCAGUUGCGGCAGUCCCGGCGGAGGCGCUGUUGGGGCCGGUGUAUUGUUCCACCACAUCAUACAAAAGGGUGCAUGUGGGUGACUGUGGUUGCGGGUAUAACGGGACCAAAGAAAGGGCUGUGGGACUGGAUUAGAGAGUUUGCCAGAUUAGGAAUGUGGAGGCAUGUGGAAGGCGCUCUUUGUAUCGGUGUUACGUCUGAAGGUGUGUUGAGUGGAGGGGUUGUUACGUAAUGGGGGCUUGAGCACGGCAGCAAUGCUGAGCUGCCCAGGACCUCCCGUGCGUGCAACCUUUCGGUAAGGCUAGCUGCAGGCGUGAUGCAUUGGUGAGUGUGAGGUGCAUUGCGCUUUCCAAGAGCUGAAUGUGCAGUCAAGGCCGGGAGACUCGACUGCUGACAUGUUCGCAUAACUGGGCAGUGACAGUCCGUGCGCUAAUGACCAG
Molecule: messenger RNA, 5921 nt
Organism: Astrephomene gubernaculifera
Lineage: Eukaryota; Viridiplantae; Chlorophyta; Chlorophyceae; Chlamydomonadales; Astrephomenaceae
Source: the annotation of a GenBank genome assembly